GGAUGAUGAUUUGAAGUCAACCUCCCCCAAUCAUCUCUCUGGUACACCUCCGUGCCAAUGGCGGAACCUCCUCCUUCCUCCUCCUCGUCACGGCGCCGCCUCAAGAUUGGCAUAAUAGGGUUCGGCCCCUUCGGCCAGUUCCUUUCCAAAACUAUCCUCAAACACGGCCACACCAUCACCGCCACCUCCCGCACCGACCACUCCCACCUCGCUUCCGAUUUGGGGAUCUCAUUUCACAGAGACAUGAAUGGAUUUGUGGAGGCAGACAACGACGUGAUACUGAUUAGUACGUCAAUCGUGAGCCUAUCGGACGUUGUGAGUUCGAUGCCAUUCCACAGCCUGAAACGGGCAGCCACACUCUUUGUGGACGUGCUCUCGGUCAAGGAAUACCCAAAAGAGUUUCUACUGCAAGUGCUGCCUCCAGAAUCAGACUUGCUUUGCACGCACCCCAUGUUUGGACCUGAGAGCGGGAGAGAUGGGUGGAAUGGCCUCAACUUUAUGUAUGAAAAGGUCCGGGUAAGGGAUCAUGCUGUCUGCUCAAGUUUCCUUGGAAUUUUCAAAGAUGAGGGUUGCAAAAUGCUGGAAAUGUCUUGUGAAGAGCACGACAAAUUGGCUGCUAGAAGUCAAUUUCUCACUCACGCAGUUGGCAGGACCUUGUCAGAAAUGAAGAUCGAGUCUACAUCCAUAGACACCAAGAAUUUUCAGUCACUGGUUAAAUUGAAAGAAAGCACGACGAAAGAUAGUUUCGAUCUGUUUUGUGGGUUAUUUGUCCAUAAUAAAUAUGCCAGAGAAGAGCUGAAGAACCUAGAAGUAGCUUUUCAGAAUGUUAAAAGGAAGCUGCUAGAUGGGAUGAGCAAGAAGUUGGAUCUGAGUGUCUCUAACCAUUGACAAAGAACACCAUUCAAAUGUUGUACUAUAUUCGACUCAUGUUCUGCCUUCACUUAGUGCAUGAAUGCUCUUCACAAUAUAGUUUGAUUAUUAUUCUCUUUUUCUUUUUUCUUUUUUGAGAAUGAUGGCAUCAUUGCUGUAAGUUAAGAUCAAAUAAAAAACAUAAUCUUGUACUUAUUUGAUUCCUUCUUCUAUGAUAGAUACAGAAUUGCUUGGA
Diospyros lotus (date-plum) is the source of this 1105-nucleotide messenger RNA. RefSeq names its product arogenate dehydrogenase 2, chloroplastic-like. Gene Ontology annotation, biological process: L-tyrosine biosynthetic process. Bases 58 to 888 code for a protein of 276 amino acids. Gene Ontology annotation, molecular function: NAD+ binding; prephenate dehydrogenase (NADP+) activity; prephenate dehydrogenase (NAD+) activity. The record is from RefSeq and is a predicted model, not a curated record. The transcript is spliced from 7 exons. NCBI's taxonomy places the organism in Eukaryota, Viridiplantae, Streptophyta, Magnoliopsida, Ericales, Ebenaceae.